CUUUUUACAAGAAGGGAGAAAACAAAAGUACAUGUAAAACUUUGACAAUUCUCAAAAAAUGGGUUCAAACAGCUUCAGGUCACGCCAAAGCAGUUCAAUUAAAAUCGACGAACCGAUAAAAAUGAACGGGUAGCUCUAGAUCCACCUAUGGUGUUGAUGCGAAGUAGGCAAGUAAUCUCUAUGAUGACCUCUACAUACACCAAAAAUAUAUGCAGAAAGUAGAGGAGCUUAUCGUUCACUCACUCGGUGCUGAGUAAAUCAAGUGACAAGUGGAGGGUACGAACUAUAACACAUGGCAGCGCCACCGAAACCAGAAAGUAACCAACUUUUGCUGUUCUUCUCACCAACAAAGACACCCAUCAGUUCCCACUCCUAAUCCCUUCAAACUGUACAGAAUUCUCUGUUUAUUCUUCCCCUUGGAUCUUCCAUUUUUCACGGUAAACUAUUGCAGAGGCGCACAGGAAUAGAAUCUUACAGCCACGUCUUCUUUGAGUAUUGAAGUAAAUGGCACAAGCAAAAACAGAAAAGACUUUGAAACUUGCAAAUUAUGAUGCUUACUUUGAGAUGGUCCAGAGCAGAAAAAAGUUGCCCCGUAAUUUACAGGAAACUUUGACUGAUGCAUUUGCGAAAAUUCCAGUUUCAUCCUUCCCUCAAGUCCCAGGAGGCAAAGUGAUUGAAAUAGAUGCCGACACUUCCAUAGGCGACGCUGUCAAGAUUCUUUCUGAAUCCAACAUCCUAUCAGCUCCUGUGAGGAAUCCAGCUGCUCAGAAUAGUAAGGAUUGGCGAGAAAUAUAUUUAGGCAUCCUAGAUUACUCAGCUAUUGUUCUUUGGGUGCUGGAGGGCGCAGAUGCAGCAGCAGCUGCCUUAUCAGCAAGUUCGGCAGCAGCGGCAGGAGUUGGAGCAGGUGCUGUUGGUGCUCUU
Molecule: messenger RNA, 921 nt
Organism: Nicotiana tabacum (common tobacco)
Lineage: Eukaryota; Viridiplantae; Streptophyta; Magnoliopsida; Solanales; Solanaceae
Source: RefSeq, a predicted model, not a curated record